AUGAGUGGGAGAAUCUACUGCGGAAGACUGCCUUCGGAGGCUCAAGAGAAGGAUCUUGAAACCUUGUUGAAAUCCAUCGGAAAAAUCCGCGAUGUUGAUUUCAGGGAAGGUUUUGCGUACGCUGUGUUCAAAGAUAGCCGCGAUGCUGACAGAGCCGUGCAAGAACUCAACGGCAGAGAAUUUAUGGGCCAGAGUAUUCUUGUAGAACGAGCGAAAGAGGUUAGAAAUGGAGUUGGUGGAUAUACUGUAGCUGGCGGUUAUACUGCUAGAGUUCGCCAACCAAAGCCCCCUCCCGUGCGAACAAAUCACAGAAUACGAGUUGAAAACCUUCCCGCAAGAGCAAAGUGGUCGGAACUCAAAGAGUUUAUGAGUGUAGCGGGUGAUGUAACUUUUGCAGAUACCCACAGGAGGAGGCCUGGUGAAGGACUUGUUGAGUUUGCAAGUAAGGAAGAUAUGAUAAAAGCAUUGGAAACUCUUAAUAAACGGGAGUUCCUUGGAAAGAAAAUAAGAUUAGUGGAAGAAACUCCUCGUUCCAACAGAGGUCGUUCUCAGUCACGCUCUAGGUCUAGAUCAGUGUCACCUAAAAACAGGAAAAGACAAUCCUCAUCACCUUCAAACUCAAAGAAACGGAGUUCACAGUCAAGUGACAGGUCAAUUUCACCAGAAAAGAGUAGAAAGCCGCGAUCAAAUUCUUUGUCGCCAUCUCAUUCAAGUCAUCGAAGGUCAACUCACUCAGAGUCAAACCAUACAUCAUCUGAACGGAGAAGGAGGUCUCAUUCUAAAUCACCAAAAAGGUCUCGUCACAAGUCAAGAUCUAGGUCGCAUUCCAAUUCACCUAAGAGGUCAAAUCGUAAAUCAACGUCAAAGUCACAUUCUAAGUCACCGAAGAGAUCUCACUGGAAGUCAAGAUCUAGGUCACAUUCUAAGUCGCCAAAGAGAUCUCAGCAUAAAUCAAGAUCUCGGUCACAAUCUAAGUCCCCAAAAAGAUCUUACCACAAAUCAAGAUCACUGUCUAAGUCACCAAAGAGGUCAAAGCCUAAAUCAAGAUCAGAGUCACAUUCUAAGUCCCCAAAGAGAUCACAUCACAGAUCAAGAUCUAGGUCCCACUCAAAGGCAAAAGGACAAACUGAAAGACAUUCCUCUUCAAAAUCUCAUAAAAGGAAAAAGCUUAAAGCCAGAUUGCGUUCGCGAUCAAGAUCUCCUAAAAAGCACAGGUCAUGA
Porites lobata is the source of this 1221-nucleotide messenger RNA. The record is from the annotation of a GenBank genome assembly. Lineage: Eukaryota; Metazoa; Cnidaria; Anthozoa; Scleractinia; Poritidae.